Penicillium odoratum is the source of this 1452-nucleotide messenger RNA. RefSeq lists its product as uncharacterized. The record is from RefSeq and is a predicted model, not a curated record. Bases 1 to 1452 code for a protein of 483 amino acids. NCBI's taxonomy places the organism in Eukaryota, Fungi, Ascomycota, Eurotiomycetes, Eurotiales, Aspergillaceae. The transcript has 6 exons.
AUGCAGAACGACGCGUUAAAUGUAGCGAAGAGCAUCCUGCUUGUCGCCGGUGCACAUCAACCGGCCGCAUUUGUGAUGGCUACAGAGAGUCGGCCAAUCCGCUCUCAUCUAGCCAGACAAGCUCGCCAUCCAAUGAACUCACAAGAGCUAUUAUAUGAGCGACGCUCGUUCCAAUUUUUCUUACUGAAAACUGCUCCGCAGCUUGCCGGCGAUUUCGAGUGUGCCUUCUGGGAGCGCUUGUUGCUGCAGACCGUGCACCACGAACCAGCCAUCCGCCAUGCCACGGUUGCCUUGGGCUCGCUACAUGAGGAAUUUCAGCGCAAUCCAGGUGCUCCGCUUAGCUCUGGUCCAUUCUCCUCACGGAGUACCUUCGCCUUGCACCAAUACCUGCGUGCUAUGCGCUGUUUAAUGCCUCAACAUGGCAACUCGCAGCCUAUUGAUGUCUGUUUAAUGUCCUGUAUUCUUUUUGCUUGCUUCGAGGCCAUGCGAGGCCACUACGGUUCAGCCAUCACGCAUAUCACUGGUGGACUAAAGAUUCUUGGAGAGCUUCGAAAUAACAAGUUCAGAGCUUCUACGGCUUUGAAUUUGGGUCGUAACCCCUAUAUCUCUGUGGAAGUAUUAUGCGGACUUUUCACCCGCCUCGAGGCGCAGAGCAGUGUGUCUUCCAACCGAAUCAGCACAGCGGGGAUCGACCUUUGGCCUGAACUGGUCAUCGACCUUUCCCGACCUGUCGUAUUCCACUCGUUGGCUGAUGCGCGCGAAAUGCUCGAGGUCUACACUUAUCACCACCGACAGCAUCUAGCGGAACUACGAGAGUUAAGCAGACAGGGGAAGUCAACUGCUGCCCCGAAAUUUUCCGCUCUCCGCGAUACGUCCCUCUCCCUUGUAGCGUACUGGGCUACUGGUCUAGACGAAUUUUUGGACGCUCACAGCGCCUCCCUUACAGACCGCGAGCGGCGUGGUGCUGCUGUUCUCCAAUUACGCAAGAUUGAGUGUUUCAUCAUGCUAGAUACCCUUCGCCCGGAAGGCGAGCUCGAUCCCGGCGAAAACAUCCAGUGGGAUAGGUACUACUCUGCGUUUGAACAGAUGGUGAUCCUAGGCGAGUCUAUCGUCGAAUUUUCCUCUUCGUUACCUUCCUCAUCCCAGAAAACCUUUUCGCUCGAUCUCAGCAUCAUAGCAGCCAUGUUUAAUGUUGCCUCGCGGUGCCGUGACCCACAUAUUCGACGUCGUGCUAUACGCGUGCUGCGAACUGCUGCUGUUCAGGAAGGAGUAUGGAACAGUGGAUUUGUGGCGACUAUCGCAGAAAAAUGGAUUGAGAUUGAAGAGGAGGGCCUGGGCGUGGUGAACAGCCAUGAAGACGUGCCUGUAUCUGCGCGGUUAUCACAUUUCCUUCCGGUCUUCGAUGUGGAUCAGCCCAGUGCGUUGAUCCAACGACUGUACGAAGAGAAGUAA